AUGUCUUCUAAUUCACAAACCACAGAUAAAAAUAGUAAUGCUGCUCCUUCUAAACCAUCUAAUAUCUCACAUCAAAAAAAAUUUAAGUAUAAAAGAAAAUGGUAUUAUAGAGAUGAGUGGUCAAUGAAAUGUAAAAAUGAUAAACUGCUUAAUAACUAUAUUUUAGGUACUAAUAUUCCAUCAAUAAAUUUGAACAAAUCAAAGUCUGCAGUCGAUUUAUAUAAUAAAGAUGGUAAAGAUAAGCACAUUACUAAGGAUAAGGUCUGUAAUAUUAUUAUUCCUGAACCAUCAAUCCCAUUACUUUUAUUGAACUAUUUUGUCAUCUAUGGUUAUGAAGAAGCAGCAAUCAGGAUGUGUAAAGAAUUGGGUUUGAUUAAAAAUAACAAUGAUAUUAAACAAUUCAAUGAAUUAUUUAUGAUUAAAGAACGUAACAAGAUCAAAAUCUUAAUUAUAUCUGGUAAGAUAACCGAGGCAAUAAAUCUGAUUGAUCAAUUAUUUGGUUUGAAUAUCCUUUAUGACGACAUCAUAAAUGACAAUCUCAUAGACGAAAAUAAUAACAAUGACAAUAAUAAUUACGACGAUGAUGAUUUAUAUUUCCAAUUGAUUCUAUUAAACUUAAUCGAAAUGAUUAGAAAUAAUUCAUACCCAAACGAUAUACCUAAAUUAGUCGAAUAUGCAAGAACCCAUUUAUCUACUAAGGCUUCUCAAUCCAAAAAAUAUAUGACUGAUUUACAAUCUGUUAUAUCUUUAUUGAUGUUAACUGCCGCAUCAAAUAAUAAUAAGGAGAAUGUUUCAUUAAAUAUCAAUAAAUUACCAGCUAAUUUGAAAAUGUUAUACUCAAUUAAAUUAAGAAAUAGACUGGCUCAUUCAAUUAAUAUGAAAUUUUUGCAAAUUAUUAAUGUUAAAGUAUCUAAUCAAAGCAAAUUCCCUAACUUGAUUCUAUCUGGAAAUUUGUGUUUGAAUUCAAUUGAUUCAACAAACAAGAUCACUCAUUUCCAACGAUAUAAGCAACAUUUUCAUAGUCAUCACGAUGACAACUUAAGAAAUACUACUACUGAAAUUCCUGUUAAAACAGAUUUCAAUCCCACUGAGUUGCCUGUUACUGAUCAUAAUAGAUACUGGCAAGAGACAAGAAAAUAUUUAAAUUUACAGAAUAAUAUCGAUGAAGAUAUUGGUGGCAGCAAUAACGAUACCGAUAAUAACGUAGUACGGGGAAAUUCCCCGUUUGAAGCAAAGUUAGUUCAAUUAAUGAAACUAUGGAUAUAUGCAGAGAAUAGAUUACAUAGAAAGAGUUUUGGUAUCCCUAGAGUAGAAGAUAAUUUAAAAUCUUCAUAA
This is a messenger RNA of Arxiozyma heterogenica, 1335 nucleotides long. RefSeq names its product glucose-induced degradation complex subunit GID8 (gene GID8). The transcript has a single exon. The record is from RefSeq and is a predicted model, not a curated record. Bases 1 to 1335 code for a protein of 444 amino acids. NCBI's taxonomy places the organism in Eukaryota, Fungi, Ascomycota, Saccharomycetes, Saccharomycetales, Saccharomycetaceae. Gene Ontology annotation, molecular function: protein binding.